Molecule: messenger RNA, 576 nt
Organism: Bactrocera tryoni
Lineage: Eukaryota; Metazoa; Arthropoda; Insecta; Diptera; Tephritidae
Exons: 2
Coding region: 1-576 (191 amino acids)
Source: RefSeq, a predicted model, not a curated record
AUGAAAAAAAUUUACAUUUUGGUUUGUGUUUUGGUGGCAUCUGUGACCGCUGAUGUUAGCCACAUAAGCAAUGAAUAUCUUCCACCAACUUAUGCUGCUGCUUCCGCUCCAGUACAGACUUAUAGUGCUCCAGUAUCGGCUCCUUCUUACACCGCUCCAGAACAAAGCUUUGAUGUUGCUGCUCCCAGUGUCUUAGCAGAACCAGAAUAUGCAGCCUCGGAACCAGUUGCUUCGCAUAGUUUCUCCUCAUCGGACGGUUACCGAUACAAAACUCAAAGACGUGUAGUAUACCGUCAUCGUCAACGUCGUGGUGCUCCUUCAAGCGAAUAUUUGCCUCCAGCAGCUUCAUCACCUUUCGUUGAAUACUUGUCUCCAGAUGCAUCUCCUGCAGUUUCUUCUUAUUCUGUUGCCCCAUCUUAUCAAUCGGAAACGUAUGCGCCAGCUGCAUCCUAUCAGUCUGAGUCAUUCGCUGAACCUUCUUAUGCAGAAUCUGCUCCCGCCCAUAGCUUUUCUUCUAAUGAUGGUUAUCGCUACAAAACUGCUCGUCGUCGCGUAUACCGUCGUCGCCGAUACUAA